Messenger RNA from Fomitiporia mediterranea MF3/22, 1584 nucleotides. RefSeq names its product carboxylesterase. The record is from RefSeq and is a predicted model, not a curated record. The transcript has 11 exons. Lineage: Eukaryota; Fungi; Basidiomycota; Agaricomycetes; Hymenochaetales; Hymenochaetaceae. Gene Ontology annotation, molecular function: cholinesterase activity. The coding region runs from base 1 to 1584 and encodes 527 amino acids.
AUGUUGAAGACUGUAGUAACUGUCGCCGCACUUAUCAACCUUGCCUUGAAAGCCGUUGCUUUAAAGGAUGAUUCUCUGCUUGUAAACACAACUUCAGGUCCAGUGCUCGGUUUCCUCGACAACGCUACUACUUCCGUUCCUCUGCAGAAAUGGUACGGCGUUCGGUACGCGCAGGAUACAUCCGGUGCGAAUCGGUGGCGUCCCCCCAAGCCAUUUGUGGACACUAGCGGCAACGUUUUCAAUGCAUCAGGAUUUGGUCCUGCUUGCCUUCAGGGAAGGGCGGAUGGUGGAAAUGGGACGAGCAUCCAGAGCGAGGAUUGUUUGAGGAUUAAUGUGAUCGCUCCCGUCAACGCGACGAAUCUUCCUGUGUAUAUUUAUUCAUACGGUGGGGGAUUUGAUAGUGGUGCAUCUUCGGACCCAAAGAUCGACGGCUCGUUCCUUGCUGCGAAGGGGAUAGUAUUCGCGAGCUAUAAUUACCGAUUGUCACUCUGGGCAUGGCCGCAUGCCAAAGAAAUUGCAGAUGCCGGUGAGAUGCAGAACUUUGGACUUCUGGAUACCAGGGCUGCCGUUGAGUGGAUCCGAGACAACGCGAAGGUUUUUGGAGGGGAGUCUGUCGGAGCAGAAAUGACGAACUUCUACAUGUCGGCUUGGCCCAACGACCCAAUCGUUCGAGGAGCCGUAAUGCAAAGCUCUGAUACAUCGCAGCCACAAUGGCAGCUCGGAAACCAACUCGAGGCGAUAUCCAAGAACCUAUCCUGUCUGACGACCAAAGGCCAACUUGACUGUCUGCGAACCAAAAGUGGCGUUGCUCUUCAAGAGAUCCUAUUGUCGUCAGGGAAUCAGUUCCAGCCUGUGAUCGACAACAUAACCGUUUUUAAGGACUAUGUAAAACAAACAAGGGAAGGCCGGAGCGCGAAGAUACCUUUGCUGAUAGGGACUAAUAAGGACGAGGGAACGUUGAUUGUCAAUAGCGAGCCGACGGCGUUUACAGACGAAAGAGCUUACCUCAUAAGCAACAACUUGAACUUCCCCUUCGCUAACUUCACGAAGGUUCUAGAGAUGUAUCCGAGUCCAUCAGAAAUUUAUCCGUCGGUGUAUAAUGCUACAUCAGCGAUAUGGAGGGACGCACAUAUGCUGUGCCUUGCGCAUAAUCUCGGGAAGUGGAGGACUGAGGCGCUGGGGCAGCCAGUUUGGCGGUAUCACUUUGACUUAGUGGCGGAUAAUCUGAAUUCUCUAGGGGCCUCGAUAGGCACUUUCCAUGGCGAGGAUAUUCGUUUCGUUAUGGGGACAACUGCAACUAUUGUACUCAGUCCGCCAUUCAUACCCGUAACCCCCUUCGAGCACAAGGUAUCCGACUACAUGGUCGAGGCUUGGACGAACUUCGUGAAGGACCCUACGCUUGGCCCAAGAAUUUCUGGAUGGGAAAAAUACGACCCAUCUAAUAGAACAACGUUGGCAAUCCUCGGUAUAUCCGAUUCAGGAGCCAUUCCAGGAGAUCACUUUCAGAUAGACGAGUCUUGCAAGUAUUGGAAUACUAUUCUGACUAUAUAUCCACAGCUUGCGGAAACUGGACGUGUUAGAUAG